Molecule: messenger RNA, 1162 nt
Organism: Cucurbita pepo subsp. pepo (vegetable marrow)
Lineage: Eukaryota; Viridiplantae; Streptophyta; Magnoliopsida; Cucurbitales; Cucurbitaceae
Gene: EPC1
Product: Nucleotide-diphospho-sugar transferases superfamily protein
Cellular component (GO): membrane
Molecular function (GO): glycosyltransferase activity
Source: RefSeq, a predicted model, not a curated record
UCAGUUUCGCCUCAUCGGAUUUUCGAUCGAAAUCGGCGAACGGCGGCCGGAACGCCGGAAGUAUCGGAGUUGAGUUUCGCCGGAAUGAGAGGGAGCUCUUUACGACGUCCGGUUAUGAUCCAGUGGCUCCGGCAAAUCGCCGUCACGAUCAAGAUCAAGCAUCUUCUGUGUUGUUGCAUUGUACUCGCUUUUGUCCUCUUUGCCACUCGCGCCUCCAAUCUCAUGGGAUGGACCUCCGACGACGGCGCUACGGCGCUCCGUUACUCUACGCCGCGGAAACGUUAUGCGAUUUUAAUGAACACAUGGAAGCGGCAUGAUCUUCUGAAGCAGUCCAUAUCUCACUACACGACUUGUAUGGGAGUUGAGUCGAUACAUAUUGUAUGGAGUGAACCCGAUCCUCCUCCUGAUUCCUUAGUAGCGUUUCUGCAGAGGACGGUGAAGGAGAAUUCUCGAAACGAUCGAGAGAUCGAGUUGAGAUUUGAAAUGAAUAAAGAGGACAGCCUGAACAAUAGGUUUAAGGAAAUAAAGGAUUUAAACACAGAUGCCAUUUUUUCCGUGGAUGAUGAUGUUAUAUUUGCUUGUUCUACUCUGGAGUUUGCCUUUACUGUUUGGCAAAGCGCGUCUGAGACUAUGGUUGGCUUUGUGCCCCGCAUGCAUUGGAUUGAUCAGGCGCAGGAAGAAGUGGGGAAAUACAUAUAUGGGGGAUGGUGGUCAGUAUGGUGGACUGGUACAUACAGUAUGGUGCUUUCAAAAGCUGCCUUUUUCCACUCGAAGUAUUUGGGUAUUUACACUCACCACAUGCCUGCUUCAAUCAGAAAUUAUGUUACCAAAAACAGGAACUGUGAAGACAUUGCAAUGUCUUUUGUUGUUGCUAAUGUGAGUGGUGCACCUCCUGUAUGGGUCAAAGGCAGGAUUUAUGAAAUAGGUUCAGGUGGAAUUAGUAGCUUAGGAGGUCAUAGUAAAAGAAGAAGCAAAUGCGUGAACACGUUUGUUGAAGAAUAUGGAGGAAUGAUGCCUUUGGUACCUUCAACUGUCAAGGCUGUUGAUAGUCGUCACCUUUGGUUUUGGUAAAAUCAUCCAUCCCUCCCAAUAUGCAAUUCAUAACAUACGUCUACUUUGUAAUUCGAUUCUAGUAGUUUUAAUCCAUCUCAUUUUUUGGCAA